Molecule: messenger RNA, 11994 nt
Organism: Aspergillus niger
Lineage: Eukaryota; Fungi; Ascomycota; Eurotiomycetes; Eurotiales; Aspergillaceae
Exons: 2
Coding region: 1-11994 (3997 amino acids)
Biological process (GO): amino acid activation for nonribosomal peptide biosynthetic process; secondary metabolite biosynthetic process
Cellular component (GO): cytoplasm
Molecular function (GO): catalytic activity; phosphopantetheine binding
Source: RefSeq, a predicted model, not a curated record
AUGGACCAGGCGAGCAAUGACAGCAAAAAGACACUUUUCUUUUCCCAGGCAACAGCGAAUGCCAUGUGGGCUGCCGGAAUAUCGCCAAUGAGCGUGCAAGCGGUCCACCAGGCAUCGACAUUCCAGGAAGAGAAGGUUCUUGCAACGAUUGCGGACAGCAAGCAUCAGGUCAAUGUGGAAGCACAACAUUUCAUCUGUCGUGAUGAAAGAAUCAAUGUGGUUCACUUGAACAAUGCGGCUCAUGCACUGGCCCGGCGACAUGUCGUACUACGUUCCCUCUUUUGCCUGGAUGAUGUUACUACAAAAGGACAUCUCAGGCGGAUAACAAUGGUAGUUCUUGACACAGAUUAUCCCCAAAAAGAUAUCAAGCUUGUCAAUACUGUGGGAACUUGCCAGUGGCAGGGAGAGAUGCCAUGGAAGUUAACAAUCAGCUCAUUGCCUGGCGAGAAAGGCUUUCGUCUAUCACUGUGCUACCAUACUGCAAUCCUGGAUGAGUCUUCGGCUUGCCAGCUGUUGCGCUACCUGUGGGGUGAGCUGCAGGCUCCCGGUUCCGCCGUUGUGUCCGACUUCUUUGCGGCCCACAGGGGCCAGGCUUUCCGACGCAGCCGUGAUAUGCAACGUCGGGUACAAGAGAGAUUGCCGAGUGCACCACCUCUCCUAGCUAGCUUUGGUAGCACAAAGCCACUUGACAAGGAGGGGUAUGGUGUCACGAUUGGCAAAGUUGCUAUGCCUUACCCUCGGGCUGUUGGCCCACAGAUAGCACGGCAGGCCAUAUAUAUGGCACUCUGUACAUUUGCCAGAACACAAGAGGCCACAUUUUUAGAGUUAACGUCGCACAGGGGACUACUUCCCUCAACCCAUAGAGAUGUUCUGGGUCCAGUUCUAGUGCCUCAGUUUCGGUGGGCUCAACAUGAUAGCUACACAGCACUCUCCAAUAUUGCUGAGAGCCUAGCUUCGGGCUGCGACAUCCACCACAACUUCUCACCUGGCGAGCUGUGCUCCUUCAUUUCAGACUCAUCGCACCGAACUUUUGUGUCUCUCGUUUGUCAUACAGAUUCAUGUGCUUCCACUGGAGUGGAACCCUGGACCUGGGAAGGCAAAGAGUCAUGGUCGGAUGUCCCUUUGGAAAUCGAGCUACUUCCAUGUGGUGGGGACUCCUACCUCGUCCGCAUUUGCUACCACAAUAAUCGGUUCAGAGACAACACCAUUGUGGCAUUCCGACAAUUUCUUUGCGCAUCUCUUGAGUGGCAACAGCAUACGCAUGGUGCGUGGCGAAACACUACUUUCGUGUCUGCGGUCGACCAUGUCCUUUGUUCAUGUCCCGAUGUCACAGCUUACCUGACAAAUCAGGAAAGAAUUCAGACUGGAAUUGGGCCCGUUGGUGGGUCAUUAGGGGUCGACAUCCCAAGCAACACAUUAGAAAUCACCAUAGAGGAGUGCGAGAGACCAAAUAGCCUGUGCCUUGCGCAUCACUUGCUCGAGCAGAGUGUUAGAAGGUUUCCAGAGAAAAUUGCGCUGCAAUAUAGAUUUACCGAUUAUUUGACAUAUCGGGACUUGAAUGAUCACUGUGACCUAGUUGCUGGUGCGUUGGCAUGCUGGAUCCAGCAUACUUACCCAGUGUCUCCCGAUGAUGAAAUUGUUAUACCGAUCUCAUUUGACAAAGGGUUCGAGCUGGUUAUAGCUAUGUUCUCGGUGCUGAAGGCAGGGGCGGCUUUCGUACAUAUCGAUGCGAGCCUACCAGCUGACAGAAUAGCGGGCAUCAUUCGGAAGACGGGAGCACCAUUCAUUCUUUACGAUGGAAAGACUGAUACAGAUAAGCUGAACGAAGUUGCCAGGAGGGAAGGCAAGGCAAUCGUUGCGCUUAAUGAUUUGAGCAAGGCGCAGGAUCAACCUCAACUUCCGUUUACCCGAAAGGUACAACUGCCUUCCUCGCUCGCGUACAUCCAAGUGACAUCCGGAACGACUGGGGAGCCGAAAUGUAUCAUGAUAGAACACUGCAACUUGGUGGCUUUUAUGGAAGCCGACGAGCCGGAGUUUUUGGGAAGUUGGACGACCAGCAAACUGCAGUUGUCAAAUCGUACCUUUGACAUAGCCAUGGCGGACAUAUUUGGCACUCUGGGUUGUGGAGGAAGGUUAGUCCUCGGUCCAGAUGCAGAGAUACUGUCCUCUCUGGCAGAAUGGCUGGAGAUGACCAGUGUGACGGACCUGAAUACGUCUCCCUUGGUUGCAGACUUGCUAAAGAACAAUGUCCCAGCUCAUCUAAGCGUCCUGAUGGUCGGCGGAGAGCCCUUCCACCCAUCUCUGAUAAGAGACAUCCCUAAGGAAUGCCGAUUAUACAACAACUAUGGCCCAAGCGAAACGACAUUCGUAGCCACAACAUACACUGUAUCAGAGGAGGAUGCAAAUAAUUCAAACGUGCCAAUCGGUCGCUCUUUCGGAUCCUGUAAAAUUCAUCUCCUGGAACCUGAAAGUGCGGAGCGGGUCAAAAGCGGAGACAUUGGCGAAAUAUGUAUCAGUGGGCCGCAAGUAUCCAGAGGGUACCUGGGACAGCCUGCGCUUACUGACAAAAGCUUUUUCCCCGACCAUUAUGUCAAAGAUGCAAAAUGCAAGCUGUAUCGCACUGAAGACCUUGGGCGAUUUUUACCCGACGGAAGGCUUGAGUAUGCCGGGCGCAAAGAUAGGCAAGUGAAACUUCGAGGGCAGCGCGUCGAGACACUCGAAAUAGAAAUGGUGAUUCGGAGAAACCCUCGAGUGAAGGCUUGCGCAGUCACCACAGGCGAAUCAAUCCAUGGGAUGGCCCUCGUUGCAUUCAUUGAAACACAGCUGAACCAAGAGCCAUCCACCGACGCGACACCUGAAGAGCUGAGCUGGGCAAGCCUGAUAUCCGAGAUCAAGGCCAACUUAUCCCAGAGCCUGCCAGACUAUAUGAUACCAGGGUGCAUUGUGAAGCUCAAAGAUGGCUUACCUCGUCUAGCGAGCAACAAGCUUGAUCAGAAAGCACUGUUAUCUCGAGCAACAGAAGUGCUAGCAAGCCAAGCGUUCCAAGCGGCAGUGGAAUACGUCCCUCCACGGGACGAAGUGGAAAGGCAUGUCUGUGAAGCUUUUGGCGACGUUCUUUCUUGCCAGGUUGGUAUUACAAACAGUUUUCUGGACCUCGGAGGGCACUCUGUCACAGCGAUUCGGGUCGCGGGUAAAAUAAGGAAACAGCUCCGCACUGAUAUUACCUUCCGGGAUGUGCUGGAAUUCUUGACACCAGAAACUCUCAGUGCGCGGAUUCGCGCUUCUGCGGAAGAUAUACAGCAAGGUCCAGCGACAUAUCGAACGCCAGAUAGCAUGGUUGUUCAGCAAUCGUUCGCACAGGGGCGUUUAUGGUUCUUGGAACAGCUUCAUCCAAAUCUGAGCUGGUAUCACAUGCCACUUGCAUUCAGGCUGCGAGGACGAUUGCACCUCAACGCCUUGGAGGCCGCCUUGCUAGCACUUGAAAAGCGUCACGAAACGCUGCGAACGACAUUCGACGUGAGGGGCGACAUGAAUGUCCAAGUAGUCCAUCCUUUCCAAGCCAAAAAUAUUCGAAUGUUGGAUCUUGCUGGGAACCCUGGUAGCGAAGAGGGGCUUUACUCGGUUCUCUGCCGUGAACAGACAAAGCCUUUCAAUCUCAUGGACGAACCCGGGUGGAGAGUAGCUGUGGUGCGAGUUAGCUCUCAAGAACAUAUUCUCUCCCUUGUUAUCCAUCAUAUAAUUGCGGAUGGUUGGUCGUUGGGGGUGGUUCUGCGAGAGCUGGCAUUAUUCUAUUCUGAGAGCCUCCGUGGGAAAGAUCCCUUGUUACAAUUACCGGCCCUUCCUAUCCAAUACCGAGGGUACUCGCUAUGGCAACGUGAGGAAGAACAGCUCCGGCAGCAGCAACGCCAACUAGCGUAUUGGACGCGACAGCUGCGAGGCAGCCACCCAGCCGAGUUUCCGUGUGAUAAGUCUCGACCUCCUGUGCCAUCAGGACAGGCUGCUGUGAGGGGAAUUAAGAUCGCAGGUGCUUUAUACAGGGAGUUGGCGAGGUUCUGCAGGCGACAUCUUAUAACACCAUUCAUUGUUCUCCUUGCAGCCUUUCGAGCAGCUCAUUACCGAAUGACACGGGCACCUGACGCGACGAUCGGCACUCCAAUAACAAAUCGCAACCGCGAAGAACAUGAAGGAAUAGUUGGACUGUUCGUGAACAUGCAGUGUAUGAGAAUUGAAGUUUCAGAGACCGAUUCCUUUGAGGUACUAGUUAAACGGGUAAAGGAGAUAGCAGCAGCAGCAUUCGCACACAACGAGGUCCCAUUUGAGAGGAUCGUCUCCGAGCUACAGCCGACGCGGGAGAGUUCACGCAAUCCACUGAUACAAACGAUAUUCGCAUUUCAUCCAGAGCGUGUUGACAAGAUUGGUCUUGAAGGCAUCGACUCAGAACUGAUGGGGUUGACACAUGUGACAAGGUUCGACCUCGAAUUUCACGUCUACCAGUGUGAAGAAGGCCUGGAAGGCGAUAUAAUAUUCGCUAUUGAGCUUUUCCAUGAUCGAACGAUCGAUAUGUUGCUAUCGAUCUUUCAAGAUAUACUGAGAGUAGGAUUAGAAAAGCCACAUGCGGAUAUUGAAACAAUUCCUCUGUCGAGUGAUACUUCCGCACUUGCCGACAAGGGCUUGUUGGAAGCUCCUUCCUCCCAAUACCCGCGAUACUCAAGUAUAAUCGAUGUUUUCUCCCAGCAGGUAGCUGCACAGCCGGAUAGAAUAGCUAUCAAGGACAAUUUGUGUUAUUGGACUUAUGCAAGGCUUGACUUGGAGUCCGACAAAAUGGCUAGAUUCUUGCGUGAUUUGGACCUCCCCAAAGAGACUGUGAUCACGGUUUUCGCAGAACGAUCGUGCGAGACCAUCGCAGCCUUUUUGGGCAUACUCAAGGCAAACAUGGCCUAUCUUCCCUUAGAUAUCAAGUUCCCGGCUGGUCGGAUAGAGUCCAUCCUUUCAUUUAUUGAAGGCAAUAGACUUGUUCUGGUCGGCUCCGGAUGUCAAUUCCCAAUUAUGCACAUGGAUCGGGUGGACAUUGUCCCCAUGGUACGACUGUCGACUGGUGUUUCUCUUAACUCAGCAUAUAACGAAGGUACAUUGCCUAGUCCCAAUAGCCUAGCAUACGUUAUGUUCACCUCCGGCUCCACCGGCCAACCAAAAGGGGUCAUGAUUGAGCACAGAGCAGUUGUGUCACGUGUGAAGGGUUGCAAUAUGCUCGAGAAUGGGAUUGCUGCAGAGCCAUUUGCGCAUCUUUCCAGUAUUGCUUUUGAUGCUGCAGUUUGGGAGAUAUACACUCCCCUACUCAACGGCGGCACUGUCAUUUGCAUUGACAGUAUUAGAGUCACGGACUUUGAAGCAUUGUCCAACGUCUUUCAUACUGAAGGCAUUCGUGUAGCACUUAUUACACCUGCCCUGCUAAAACAGCUUCUCGCACAGUCAUCGGCUUCAAUCUCUGGGCUUCACACACUGGUCGUUGGCGGGGAUCGAGCGGAUCCCAAGGACAUGAUCAAAGCAGGCGAGCUAGUUCAAUGUGAUGUCAUAAACGCUUAUGGCCCAACGGAGAAUACCGUUAUCAGCACCUUUUAUCGACUUUCACAAGGCGAAGAAUAUCAUAACGGUGUACCAAUUGGACAAGCAGGAACAGCCUCCGGAGCGUAUGUUGUGGAUCAGCAACUAUGUCUAGUGCCACCUGGUGUAAUCGGUGAACUCGUCGUUGUCGGGGAUGGCCUAGCGCGUGGCUAUGUUGACGCACGAAGGGAUGUGAAUCGUUUCGUCAACAUUAAUAUCGGCGGUCAGAUGCUGAGGGCGUAUCGCACGGGUGACCGAGUACGUUGCCGUCCGCCAGACGGACAACUUGAAUAUAUUGGCCGGUUGGAUGGCCAGGUCAAGAUUCGAGGAUUCCGUGUUGAGACCGAGGAGAUCGAGCACGUUCUCCGCAGUUCGGGACUAGUCGGAAACGCCGCAGUGCUCUUCCAGCAGCCUGAUGAUUAUGAGGCCCGGCUAGUAGCUUUUGUCACGCUGUUGAAGGAAGGCGACAACCAAGGUCCCAUGGAUGAAACAACAAGGUGUAGAAGAGAAAGGGAAUCAGAACAGGCUUGGAAACAAAUCUUCAGUGAAGUCACUUAUGACAGCCAGAUCGACCCUCGUGACGCCGGUAGGGACUUCUCUGGAUGGAAGUCAAUGUACGAUGGUACCGACAUCGACAAGAAAGAAAUGGGGGAAUGGCUGAACGACACAAUCACAACGUUGCUCAAUGGUGCACCGCCAGGAAAUGUGGUCGAGAUUGGGACGGGCUCAGGGAUGGUUCUCUUCAACAUUGCAAACGACCUGCAGACCUAUGUCGGACUUGAACCGGUACAGUCGAUAGUGGAAUUUGUCAAGACAAUGAUAGACAAAGUUGAUCCGACACUAGCAAGCAAAGUACAGCUACACGUCGGAAGCGCCAGUGACUUGGACAAGAUAUCGUCCAACAUUGUAUCGCCCGAUCUUGUGGUGGUGAAUUCUGUUGCGCAGUAUUUCCCCAGUGCGGAAUACCUGUCCAGGCUCAUCCUGGAACUUCUGCGAAAGCAUCAGGCCAAGACCCUCUUCUUCGGAGACAUACGUUCAUAUGCACUAUAUGCUCAGUUCCAGGUCACCAAGGCCCUGCAUGGAAAAGGCGAAACUAGUCCUGAAUACAUCCGUCAAAGUAUGGAAGAUACUGUGGCGAAUGAAACAGAGCUGUUGAUUGACCCUGCCUUCUUCACGUCUCUAGCAGCUAGAUUCCCAUAUCUCAUCCACCACGUUGAAAUACUUCCAAAAAGGAUGCGGGCGACGAACGAACUAAGUUGCUAUCGUUAUUCGGCCAUUAUUCAUGCUGUGCGACAGGACUACCUCCCGAUUAUUCACACAGUAGAUGCAGACCAGUGGAUCGACUACAGCUCCCAAGGUUUAAGCGGGGACGGGCUCUUGGGGCUAUUAAUGGAGAGCUCGGAAGCAGCUGUUGUAGCUAUCGCCAACAUUCCGUACAGCAAGACUCUUCUUGAGAGACUAGUCGUCGAGGAAUUAUCCAAACAGACAAUUAUUACAGACACUAAUUGGUUAUCAUCGGUCCGUCAGAGAGCAGAUGAGCUUAAUGGACUUUCGGCAGUGGAUCUUGUUGAUCUGGGUAACUUGGCAGGCUUCUAUGUGGAGUUGAGUUGGGCGCGCCAAUUUUCCCAACACGGAGGACUGGACGCCAUCUUUCACCGCAUUGGAACCCCGUAUGGACGACAAAGGCCCAUGUUUCGAUUCCACACGGAUCAUGAAGGUCGCUUAAAUCGGGAGUUCAACAAUUCACCGAUUCACGGUCCGUCGGCACGCCAUAUCGAAAGGGACCUCCAGCAAAUUCUGAAAUCACGCCUGCCUUGGUACAUGGUUCCGGCCAUGAUACGGAUCCUUGACGACAUGCCUACCAAUCACAGUGGCAAGAUAGACAGACGAGCUCUGUCUGAUAUUGCGGCCACAAUAACACCUAGACAGGUACCCGUUGACAUGCCCUGCGUGCGUCCGAGCAAUAAGUUCGAAGUGGUCGUCUGUGAAGAAUUCGGUUAUGUCCUUGGAUGUGAGGUGGGCGUUACAGAGAAUUUCUUCGACCUUGGUGGGCACUCCUUGAUGGCAACAAGAGCAAUAUCGAAGAUUGUUCAGCGAACACAGUGUGCCAUCACGGUCCGAGACCUUUUUGACUGCCCAACGCCAGGAGCUUUGGCAAGCAGGAUUUCACAAGUUUGGUACGGCAGGGGCGAUGAAGACGCAGAAGGUAACGGAGUUCAAAACAUUGAUGAGUCUACUGAUUGUGAGCCUGUCGUGCACGAUGGAUGGGACCAGGCUGUGGAUGCGGUCGGGUUUUGCGCAGAGGACGUGGUGCACAUAAUGCCAUGUUCUCCUUUUCAGGAGGGUGUCCUUGCUGCCGACCUCGUCCUGGGAGACCAACCCGCUUAUUUGGCCACCAUGAAGCUGAAAUUUGACGGACACUUGGAAGUGGAUAUGUUGCAGUCAGCGUGGCGUUCAACAGUAGCACGAGAGGAGAUGCUUCGAACAGCCUUCGUACCAUCCCCGCAAAAUUUGUCCAUAAAUGGAUUCUGCAGUGGAGCCUUUCUGCAGGCCGUCCUCCGUUGUGAUUCCAACGAAGUGGAAAGGGUCUCGACGCUGCGGCAGCAGGAGUUCGAUCCACAGCCUGAGCUGGGGAUGGGUCAUAUACCAGUUUCAUUGGCAUUAAGACAAAAUGAUGCACCAGGUGCAAUCACAAUUGAGUUGACGAUGCAUCACGCACUGUAUGACGAAGCCUAUUUAUCUUGUGUUCUGGAUGGGCUGUCUCGUGAAUAUCACCAUACACACGAUACUAGCCCAACAAACGAUGGCCAGGACAGUCACAUGCCGUUCGCAGCGUUCAUUCACACGUUGCAAAAGAAGGAUCGAUCGGUAGCCUCCUCCUUUUGGAAAGAAUACCUACAUGGGACGCCAACAUGUACCUGGCCAAUUUCAUGCGGUCUCAGAGGUCCUAUGAAUGGAGGUCAAAUCCCACAGGAAGCUUGUGCUGAAUGGAAUGGAGAUGCAGAAGCACUGUCAAGAAUCUACGGCACCACCCCUGCCAGUAUUGUGAGAGCGGCUUUGGCUUUGUCCAUUGCUGUACACAGCGAAUCUGACGACGUUAUCUUCGGUGAGGUGUCGAGUGGCCGGGCUCAUUCAGAGUUCGUCAAAGGCCCCUGCAUCGCCACGCACCCGGUACGAAUUUCGCUCCAAGCGGAUGCAAUGCAGCAUUAUAAGGAAGGACCACAAGGGACAGUUUUUAUGGAAACGCUCCUCACGCGCAGCCGAGAUGCGUUCUUGGACACGAUGCCAUAUCAGCAAGUUGGACUCGAAUCUAUUCGACGGUUGUCUGAGAAUCCUGACUUACUUCCUUUUCAGGUGCUCUUUGUUUUCCAGGGACAAGUUGCAAAUGCCAAGAAUCAUGGAAGUUCAUGGAGCCGAUUCCAUAUGGCUGACGAUAAGUUGAAACAUACCGACUUUCCCUUAGUGCUGGAAGCGUUCUGUGAAGAGCUCACAGGUCAUCUUCACAUGCGAUGUGUGUUUGAUCCGGUGGCAAUACUUCCGGCAGAUGCAGAUUGGGUGUUACAGCACAUCAUUGAUUCGAUUGACCUCAUGCAAACAUGUUCCAUGCGACAGCAAGGAGAACGACGCCCUGAGGCUAAGCUCGUCAUCACAGAGCGAGAGAAGAUUGCCAUCGGGCAAUUGUUGGGCCACGAAAAUAUGGAAUCCUCUUCUGACGACGGUGGUGCGUUGUCUACCGCUGUCGAACUCUUUCGCAAGCGCGCAAUGGAAAUGCCGGAGAAAAUUGCUUUGCAGGUCCAAAGAAGCGAUUUUGUCACGUUCAGACAACUCGACGAUCUAAGUAAUCAGAUUGCUGUAGGCCUUGAAGGAAUGCUAAACUAUCAAACAAGUGAGACCUCCAGGCAGAGAUGCGUGCCGAUCUUUUUCGAGAAGUCAUUCCACAUGGUUAGCGCCAUUUUCGGCAUCCUGAAGGCCGGAGCGGCUGUUGUUCCCAUGGACAUUCAACAUCCGAUGCAGAGGCUAGAGACAAUAUGCAGAACAACCGCAGCCACUGUCUUCCUUUGGGAUGGUAUGAAUGCUGGCGAGAAGCUACAAAAUCUUGUCAAGUUAACGGGAGCAACUGCACUGACCGUAGAAGAUUUUCUCCAUAAUACCAACCCGACGUACAAGCAGAAAGUUCUACCUCUGGACUCUCUGGCUUAUGUGCUCUUUACCUCAGGAUCAACCGGUAUCCCAAAAGGGGUGAUGGUCGAUCAUCGGAACUUGGCAUCGUUUCUGUCCUCCAAAAGAGGAAGUACUGACUGCUCAUGGACUUCGAACAGACUCGCGCUGCUUGCUCCUACCUUUGAUGCGGCAAUGGGAGAUUUGUUCGCCACGAUCUGCAAAGGUGGUCGACUCUUGUUGGGAAAACAACAGGAUAUGCUCUCCGGGUUGAGUCAUUGCUUAGAAGAUCUGAGUGUCACACAUCUGUCACUAACUCCCACGUUGAGUACGCUGAUACUGAACGACCUUGACAACGAAGGGUUAUCUUUCAUGCGCUCUUUAGUCUUUGGGGGUGAGACUUUUCCAGUCAGUAUCCUGGGUCGUGUACCCAGUUCAAUAACGGUCUGGAAUGGUUAUGGCCCUACCGAGACGACCAUUGAAAUAGCAGCCUGCAAGGUACAAGGACCAGAUGUUGAUGUUUGCGGAGGCCGAUCGUUUGUUCCCAUUGGAGAGCCGGGCCAGAACAGACACAUUCGGGUGCUAUAUCCCGGAACUACGGAGCAAGUCCCACUGGGUUCAGUUGGCGAGGUGUGCAUUAGUGGACUACAAGUGACACAGGGCUAUCUAGGCCAGCCUGAGUUGACCGCGGAACAUUUCAUACCAGACCCGUUCUCACCGACGGGACGGGGGAGAAUGUACCGUACGGGAGAUAGAGCAAGACUCCACGGAGAUGGAUACCUUGAGUACCUUGGUCGCAUGGAUGGGCAGAUAAAAGUUCGAGGCUUCCGAAUUGACACUGAAGAGAUUUGUUCGGUAGCGCGGAAGCAUCCGCAAAUCAUUGCGUGUGCAGUGAUUAAGCUUCAGGGCAACGGAACUGAGACCCUGACAGCGUGUGUUGAAGUGGAGCAUCAACUCAAGCUCGGAAAUGUCAUAUGUGAAGCCACAAUUAAGGAGCAUCUGGCCCAAAGCCUUCCCGCCUAUAUGGUUCCAGCCUUCAUCUGGGUGCAGACAAAACCCUUACCUCGUACGACAAGUGGCAAACUAGACAGAAUCGGUAUUGCCAAGAUGGCCGAGGACAAGCACAGCGAGAGUUCAAAAGACCGUCUGGGGCACUCUCAUGUGCCUGUGCACGCUGCGCCGGGAAGCCUAGAACACAAGAUAGCUUCACUCUGGGCACAGGUGCUAGGGGUCAACGAAGACUCAAUUGACGUCACGGCAGCAUUCCAUGAAAUGGGCGGUGACUCCAUUCGCGCCGUAGCAUUGCUCGCAAUCCUUCGUCGACAAGAGCUGCACCUCGAUCUGAUAGACGUUUCACAGACUUCAACAGUACGGUCGCAAGCAGCCAGAAUUGGAAAGGGGUCAGCCGUCAGACACAAUGCGAAAUACCUACAUUUCCAGAUGCGCCAAGGGAGUGUGGCAACAAUUGUCCUUGUUCACCCAUUCCUUGCGCAGUCCACUGUUUUCAAGCCUCUGCUGCCAUUACUAGACGACUCGUUUGAUGUGCUUCUAGUCGAUGACCCAUUUAUGGGCACAGCCAGUUAUCCCAGAACGCUUUCUCAAUGGGCCAAUCAUUACUUGACCGAUAUCAAGGAACAGAUUCAGACCGACUACCCCGUGCUAUUUGGGGGGUAUUCAUUUGGUGGUCUCAUUGCAUUCGAGAUGGCCCAAAAAUGGGACCAAUUAUACGGAGCCCAUUCCAGCUCCGUAGUCCUGCUCGACCCUGGUACUUACGAGAUAGAUAAUACAGUACCGGAGAGUGAAAGUGAGAAGGACAGCUUGAUCAUGAAGUCGCUGGGCAGGUCGGAGAUCAGUCCUCAAGACAUCUUGCCGCUUCGAGAGUGCUUCGAUGGAUACGUGAGAGCCUUGAAGGAAUCAGAGUGUCCACCAAUAUAUGAGGGUAAUUGCCUUCAUGUGGCGUUGCCCGAUCGGCUUCAGGAUGGAGUGGUCGAUUGGUGGAAGAAGUGUUGUCCCAACAUCACUUUGGGCGUUGUCGACUGCGACAAUCAUUACACGUUGAUGAGGGAUGCAAAGUCCCUGACAGUUAUCAGUCAGUUAAUCAAUGAGCAUUGCCACGCCAUUAUAGAAGAGAACCGAGCGGUGAGCAGUGCGAGUUCAGAAUCCCGAUUGUAUGGGGGAUCUUCGAGAACCGACGUGUCGCUGGAAGAUGGAGACGCGAAGGAGCAGCCCAGGUGA